AUGCCUCUUGUUGUGCUUUGUGACACCGGUCACCCUUCUCAUAGCACAGCGUACCAUGACACUAUGAUUUGGUCGCUGCCGCCGCAAUUGGGGCAUGGUGUGCCGCUGCAGCAAAUGGGAUAUCCACCAAGUCCGGACACUCCCAGCCAGAGCCCGCAAGAUCCACUAAGUCAACAGCGAGCAUGUCUCGAUUUUUUGUCAGAGAGCUUCACCAAAAACCAGACGACGGUAGAGCGGCAGGUCAGGGAUAUUCGUGGAUUGAUGGACAACUCCGACUGGCAAAGACAGCGCAUUGCAGAGCUGGAAGCCAGAAUCAAAUCAGGUGGAAUGUUUGCGGACGUACUCCGUCGAGAGAAGGACAGACUGGAGAGGGAAACUGUCGACCUCCGUUCAUCGCAAGAGGCGAAUUUCCACGCGCUUGAGCAGCGCCAUGUCGAUAUCCUCGCCCAAUCUAAAGAAGAAGCAAGCUCAGAGGCGGUACUAAAGGCCAGAGAGUACGAACAAGAGGUGGAGAAGCUCAAGAGCACCGUUGAAGAGGCACAGGGUUCGCAUACCAACGAGAUUGGCCGCCUCACCACGCGGAUCGGCUUGCUAGAGAAGGAAAUCGCCAACACCGCAGGCAUCAUUGCUGGGUUGGAAGACAACAGCGCAGCACUGGAAGCGAUCAAUGAAGAUCAUGUACGCGUAGCUUCCGUCCAGGCUGACAACAUUGAGUCUCUUCAGCUAGCGCUUGACAUCGCCAACAGCUCUCUCGAUCAAGCUCAUACUGAGCUGGAAAGCAAAGCAUGGUUGCAAGGCGAGCUUACUGCGGCGGAGCUCCAGAUUAUUGACCUGAAUGAGGCCAAUGAGAGUCUCGCUACGAAAAGAAUGCUUGACAAAAUCAUAUUAAAGCAGGCCGAAGACGCUCGGAAUAUUGCUGAUGAUAAAAACGUUCUCCUCCAGGCAGAGAACGACGAACUUCGUAGGAAGAACAUCCUGUUUGAGCAAGCMGAUUUGGAGGCGAUGAAGCUUCGCAAGGAGGUCGCAGGAACUCAUCAAAAGCAUCAGCUCCGCGAGCAAGAGCUCUCACAGCUGAGAACGGAGCACCUUUCUUUGACAGCUCAKGUCACUGCAAGCCGGAAGACCCAGAAUGAGCAAAGCAGUGAACUCUCUGAGACCAAGGCGCACCUUGAGAAGCGUGUCGAGGAGAUCAAAGAGCUGCAGGAGAAGCAUCAAGGUCUGGCGAGGGAGUUGGAACACGGCCAGCAGAAAUCUGCCAGCCUUGACAAAGCUUUGCAGGCAGAGAAGGAAACUGUCAUGAAGGGAGAAUUGAAGAGGAUGAAAGAGCAGAAAUGGGCCGCUCAUCUGGAUGGAAAGCUCAACGUCGCAAAAAAUGCAUCCAAAGCAGCAGACAAGAAGCUAGUUGAUCUCCAAAAAGAAAUGGACACAAAGGUAGCUGAAGCGAGGGAGCAACAUCAGCAGCUAUUGGCAGCUUUGGUGGAUGUCAAGGAGGCCGAAGGCAAUUCGACGAAGCUGCUCCAAACCCAGCAAGCGACUGAGGACAUGCUCCUCAAGACUAAUACCGAUCUCGAGCAGGCCAAGCAAGAUCUCGACAAAGGCUCGGCCAAGAUCAAGGAGCUUGAUAAGCAGCUUGAGAUCAGUCAGAGAGAGCCCGAAGAGCUGAGACGAAAGCUGGAGGAUGCCCGCGAGGAGCUUAAAGAGUGUGGUGAUAAGCUUCGGAAAUCUGAGGAGGAGAACAAGAAACACUCGGAGUUUCGGACUAAGUACGGGCAAUUGGGAGAGCAAUUCGGAAUAGGUUUGCCCAUAUCUGGCACGAAGCGCUCGCACGACGACCUCGAGCACGCCAGGGAAUCGAGCAGUGAGAGUAGCCAGCCGCCUGCUAAGAGGCCACGCACACCAGACUCUACUGCGGGGGCGCCGCAGCGUUGGGACGAUCGCUGUUCAUAUGGCGGUUCGKGGGGCUCGGGACGAAACCCCAAUCGGUCACCACUUGGCAACAAGUCGAGGAGAUAA
Ramularia collo-cygni is the source of this 2013-nucleotide messenger RNA. RefSeq lists its product as uncharacterized. NCBI's taxonomy places the organism in Eukaryota, Fungi, Ascomycota, Dothideomycetes, Mycosphaerellales, Mycosphaerellaceae. The record is from RefSeq and is a predicted model, not a curated record. The coding region runs from base 1 to 2013 and encodes 670 amino acids. The transcript has 2 exons.